Messenger RNA from Neurospora hispaniola, 1926 nucleotides. RefSeq lists its product as uncharacterized. The transcript has 2 exons. Lineage: Eukaryota; Fungi; Ascomycota; Sordariomycetes; Sordariales; Sordariaceae. The record is from RefSeq and is a predicted model, not a curated record. Gene Ontology annotation, molecular function: metal ion binding. The coding region runs from base 1 to 1926 and encodes 641 amino acids.
AUGGUACCGCAACCUCAGUUCUUCGUUGCCCGACCUGACACUGAGGUUUUGCGCAAUGACACCGGAGCAAUUCAUAGAAAACAAGGUCCGAUGGUCCCCUUGAUUGCUGUGGACGAGCUUCCCGACUGGAUUGACAUUGGCCUACCUCGAGAGCUGACGGUCGAGCAGACCACGGGGCUCUAUAACCUCGGUAUUGUCCCGCACAACGAAGGCACAUAUCGGGUACGGAUCAUCGAGCCUAAUUCCCAUGAGGAAUUUGGGUGGAGAGACUCGCCCAAAGCCACAUUGGUCUCAAGGGGUGCCUGCGCUCCUGGACAGCGGACCAUGGCUCAUCCUGAGCACCCAGAGCGAGUUCCGUAUAACACACCAGCAGGUCCCACCGGAAGUGAUUCCAGUAUAAUCCAUUCCUCUUCUUUUCAGGAAAAAUCUCCGCAUAUUCCUCACCCUAGCAUGGCACCGACAAGCACAAACCCGCCCAGGAUGACCCGCGCCGAAGAUGAGGCAAUGCAUACAAUGCGAUGGGCCGAUCUGGUCGAAAGGAGCAUCGCCCGAGAAACCGAAGCACAGGAUGCCAGUCAUCAUUCUGCCCUACUCGCACCACCUCCUUCUCCUCAGUUUGCAUCUCGUAGUCAUCCGACUGUCUACCGAGACGACAUGUCCCCUAUUGGCACUACAAGCACUGCGGAUCAAAGGGCAAGCGUUCCCCACAACACAAUGGCUACACCACCCAGGCCCGCCGCUGCCAAAACCGAUGUCGCAACACCUGCUGCCAGCCCUCCUACGGUAGUUCCCAAUUCUGCUGGUCCUGGUGUCAACAGCUCUAAUACUACACCCGCUGCCGCUUCUUCUGCUUCAGGUCCCCAGGAAUACUGCCGCCACUGGUGUCAACACGGCACCUGCAAAUGGGGCACCUUCUGCCGUCACAGACACGCCAUGCCCACCACGCUUGAAGGUCUUCUCGAGGUUGGCCUCUGUGAGAUUCCUGCGUGGUGGAUUGCUGCUACUGGCAUCGGGAUGUCUAGUAAGGCAAAGCAGACUGCUGUCGCUGCCGGUAUUGGUGGUAGUGGUGGUGGUGAUGGUGGUGGUGGUGGUCCUGUUUCUCCUCCACCCGUCCCUUGCACUCCCAUGGCCCAUAACCCCCAUCAUAUGCUCCCAAAUUUGUCUGGAAUAACACUACCAACAACAGCAAAAAAACUAAGUAACAGAAAACUCAAAGCCCAACAGCGGGAAUUCAACCAACGCCUCCGCCUACUCAGUUCCAUGUUGAUUCCCCCGGGAUAUGGUAGUCCUCACCACCCACUUCGUCAUCCGGCUGAUGCGUUGUUGGUGCAUGGAUAUGGACAUGGUGGUGUCUCUGGCCAACAACAGCAAUCGCAACAACAACAACAACAGCAGCAGUCCCAACAACGAUUUGAGCGUAAGGGAGAAAAGACGCCACUGGAUAGAAACCGCAAGAAUGUCAAGGUGACGUUUAACGAGGAUGGGACGGUGAGUCUUGUUACUGCUGAUGACGGGGGUAAGAAGGGGGGUGCUGCUGCUGAUCAGGGACGCGCUGGUUCUGGAGGGGAAACGGUUGGGGGUGGUUCUACUCCUGCCGGUGUCGAUAUCGGUGCCGGGGCUUCAACAGAGGCGAUGUUAAAUGCUGCGACGGGGAAGCCCGUUGCAGGCGAUGGUGGAGCGGGUGAUGAAACGGAGGGGAGAAAGGAGAAGGAGGGGCUCAAUGAGAGGAAGCCGGUCAAGGGCCUUGCGGCGUCUAUGCAUGCUCCGAAGCAGGAUCAGGGGCAGGUGGUAGUCACGAUUCCGGGUAACAUGAAGGCGACUUGUGAGGAUGAGGAUGAGGGCGGGAGUAUGGACUAUGAGAAACUGGAGGUCACUGACAUAAACAUGAACAGCAAGUUCUUGAAGAGUGAACCCAAUAACAUUUGA